AUGGCAGUUAUGGGAAAGGACAGUAGCACCUCUUCCUUGACUGACCCUCAAUUACAUUGGUUGUUUAAGAAAGCAGAUCUCUCCUCCAACGCCUUUUUAGUCUCUUCUUCAUAUUCAGGGGACUGCUUAUGUAUUUUUAGAGUUUUUUUACCUCUAAUCGAGAUGACUAAAGAGAUAGUCAAAAGUGACUGUGCUAACAUCGCGAAGCGCAAGAAAAGAAUAACUAUAGACUCAGUUUGA
Messenger RNA from Nezara viridula (southern green stink bug), 240 nucleotides. The record is from the annotation of a GenBank genome assembly. Lineage: Eukaryota; Metazoa; Arthropoda; Insecta; Hemiptera; Pentatomidae.